AUGAAUGAAAAAAAACUGGAAACAACCCCAUCACAGCGGAAAUUUCCUGAGUGGAUGUCUCCACAGAAUAAUAGAUACGCUGUAGAAGAAAGAAAGGCGUGUAUACAGAAGAGUGUUUUUGAAGAUGACCUCCCCUUCUUAGAAUUCACUGGAUCUAUUGUUUAUAGUUAUGAAGCUAGUGAUUGCUCCUUCCUAUCAGAAAAUAUUAGCAUGAAUCUGUCUGAGGGAGAAGUGAUAGGAUUUGACAUGGAAUGGCCACCCAUGAGUAAUAAAGGGAAACCAAGCAGAGUUGCAUUAAUUCAGUUGUGUGUGUCUGAGAGCAAAUGUUACUUGUUUCAUAUUUCUUCUAUGUCAGUUUUUCCACAGGGAUUAAAAUGGUUGCUUGAAAAUAAAGCAAUUAAAAAGGCAGGUGUAGGAAUUGAAGGAGAUCAGUGGAAACUUCUGCGUGACUUUGACAUCAAAUUGAAGAGUUUUGUGGAGUUGAAGGAUGUUGCCAAUGGAAAGUUAAAAUGUACAGAGACCUGGAGCCUCAAUGGUUUGGUUAAACACCUCUUAGGUAAACAGCUUCUGAAAGACAAGUCUAUCCGCUGCAGUAAUUGGAGUAAUUUUCCCCUCACUGAGGACCAGAAGCUAUAUGCAGCUACUGAUGCUUAUGCUGGUUUCAUCAUUUUUCGAAAACUAGAAAACUUGGGUGGUGCUAUGCAAAUUGUUGCUACAAAUAAAGAAGAUACAAUACUACCUAUUGAAAUGAAGAAGCAGUUGACUUCAAUCUCUGAAGAGGUGAUGGAUCUGACUAAGCAUUUCCCGGAAACUUGUAGAAAAUUAGAAAAUCCACAGAGGGUUUCUAUAAUAUUGAAGAAUAUUUCAGAAAGUCUGUGUUCACUGAGGAAAAUUAUAUUUGAUUCUACAAAAACUGAGACUGAACUGAGACCCACCAGUAGUUUUAACUUACUGUUGGAGGAUUCAGCUGUUGGUAGAGAACAACAGAAACAAAUUGGAGAGCACAAAAUUUUUACUAAAGUUAAAGAGGAGCCAUGGGACAGAACACUUGACAAUUUCAAUAAACAUAAUGGAGCUGAUGUACCUGUUAAUAAAGUGAAACUAGAAAAAGAUGGAUUCGAAGAUGGAUUAGAAGACAAUAAAUUGAAAGAAAAUAUGGAAAGAACUUGUUUGAUGUCAUUAGAUAUUACAGACUAUGAACUCCAAGUUUUGGAACAGCAGACAGAGGAAAAAACUCUUAAGGAUAAUUUUUACCAAUCUACUGAGUAUUUAUCUCCCAAUGAUAAUGAAGAAGAUUCAUCUUAUAUAAUUGAAAGUGAUGAAGAUUUAGAAAUGGAGAUGCUUAAGUCUUUAGAAAAUCUGAAUAGUGGCACGGUAGAAUCAAUUCAUUCUGAAUGCUUAAAAAUGGAAACAAAUCUGAGUUUUCCUACUGAAGAUGAUGAAGAUAAAAAUGAAGCUAAUGAAGAAGAAGAUGAUGAGGAAGGUAAACAUUUGUUGCCAGAACCCAACACAAAGCAAGUUAUUUGCCUCAAGACCUACUUUGGCCAUUGCAGUUUUAAACCGCUCCAGUGGAAAGUUAUUCAUUCUGUAUUGGAAGAAAGAAGAGAUAAUGUUGUUGUCAUGGCUACUGGGUAUGGAAAGAGUUUGUGCUUCCAGUAUCCACCUGUUUAUGAAGGCAAGAUUGGUAUUGUCAUAUCGCCUCUUAUUUCUUUGAUGGAAGACCAAGUACUCCAGCUUGAAAUGUCCAAUGUUCCAGCCUGUUUCCUUGGAUCAGCCCAAUCAAAAAAUGUUGUAGAAGAUAUUAAAUUUGGCAAGUACCGGAUUGUAUACAUAACUCCAGAAUUCUGUUCUGGUAACUUGGACCUACUCCAGCAACUUGAGGCUAAUAUUGGUAUCACACUGGUUGCUGUGGAUGAGGCUCACUGUAUUUCUGAGUGGGGACAUGAGUUUAGAAGUUCAUUCAGGACAUUGGGCUCUCUAAGGGCAGCACUCCCAUUGGUUCCAAUAGUUGCACUCACUGCCACAGCAAGUUCUUCAGUUCAGGAAGAUAUUGUACGUUGCUUGAACCUGAAAAACCCUCAGAUUACCUGUACAGGUUUUGAUCGACCAAAUCUAUACUUAGAAGUUGAACGAAAAACAGGGAAUAUUCUUCAGGAUCUAAAGCCAUUUCUUAUAAAAAAGACAAGCUCUGACUGGGAAUUUGAAGGUCCAACAAUCAUCUAUUGUCCUUCCAGAAAAAUGACAGAACAAGUCACUGCUGAACUCAGGAAACUGAAGUUAGCUUGUGCGACAUACCACGCAGGCAUGGAUUUCAAAACAAGGAAAGAUGUUCAUCAUAGGUUCAUGAGAGAUGAAAUUCAGUGUGUCAUAGCUACUAUAGCUUUUGGAAUGGGCAUUAAUAAAGCUGACAUUCGCAAAGUCAUUCAUUAUGGUGCUCCUAAGGAAAUGGAAUCAUAUUAUCAGGAAAUCGGUAGAGCAGGCCGUGAUGGACUUCAAAGUUCUUGUCAUUUACUCUGGGCUCCAGCAGACUUUAACGUAACUAGGCACCACUUUAUUGAGAUAUGUAAUGAAAAGUUUCGAUUAUACAAAUUAAAGAUGAUGGCAAAGAUGGAAAAAUAUCUUCAUUCCAACAAAUGUAGGCGACAAAUCAUCUUGUCUCAUUUUGAGGACAAAAAACUAAGAAAGGCGUCCUUGGGUAUUAUGGGAACUGAAAAAUGUUGUGAUAAUUGCAGGUCCAGAUUGAAUCAUUGUUAUCCCAUUAGUGACUCAGAUGAUACAUCACUGGACUUUGGUCCGCAGGCAUUGCUGCUGCUAUCUGCUGUGGAUAUCUUAAAGGAAAAGUUUGGAAUUGGAGUUCCAAUUUUAUUUCUCCGAGGAUCUAGUUCUCAGCGUCUUGCAGACAAAUAUCGCCAUCACAAGUUUUUUGGCACUGGCAAGGAUCAAACAGAGAGUUGGUGGAAGGCCUUUUCCCGUCAUCUCAUUACUGAAGGAUUUUUGGUAGAAGUUCCUGGGGAUAACAAAUUUGUAAAGAUUUGCACCCUUACCAAAAAGGGUAGAAAUUGGCUUGAUAAAUCCAAUACAGAAUCUCCUCAGAGACUUAUCCUUCAAGCUAAUGAACAGUUGUGUCCAAGGAAGUUUCUUCUGCCAAGUUCGAAAACUGUAUCUGCAGGCAUUCAACAGCAUUCCUCUAAUCAAAUACCAAUUGAAUUAACUGCAGUGAAGAAGCAAUCUAACUUGGAGAAGAUGUAUUUUUACAAAGCACUUGAGAAAAUUUCUUCUGGAAAUAACAUUUCUAAUAAAAGUGUCAUGAUUCAGUCACCAAGAGAAUCUUACAGUUUCUCAGAACACGCUAUUUCAUCCCAAGAGCAAGAGGCUCAGACUGUGUUAUAUGGGAAAUUGGUAGAAGCUAGGCAGAAACAUGCAAGUAAAAUGGAUAUUCCUCCAGCUGUUCUGGCAACAAAUAGGAUACUGGUGGAUAUGGCCAAAAUGAGACCAACUACUGUUGAAAAUGUAAAACAGAUCGAUGGUGUUUCUGAAGGCAAAGCUACUAUGUUGGCCCCACUGUUAGAAGUCGUCAAUCAUUUCUGCCAAGUAAAUAAUCUUCAGAUAGAUCUCUUUUCAAAUACAAAGCCUCAAGAAGAACAGAAAAAAAGUCUGGAAGUGAAAAAUAAAAAAUGCUCACUCUCCCAGUCUGCAGCUGUUACAUAUUCUUUAUUUCAAGAAAAGAAGAUGUCUUUGCACAGCAUAGCUGAGAACAGGAUUCUGCCUCUUACAGCAGUUGGCAUGCACUUAGCCCAAGCAGUGAAAGCUGGCUACCCUCUGGACAUGGAGCGAGCAGGUCUGACUCCAGAGGUUCAGAAGAUUAUUGCUGAUGUUAUCCGAAACCCUCCCAUCAACUCAGAUAUGUAUAAUAUUAAACUAAUUAGAAUGUUAGUUCCUGAAAACAUUGAUGUGUAUCUCAUCCACAUGGCAAUUGAGAUCCUCGAGAGUGACCAUGACUGCAGAUCCUCAGGCCAGUCUUCAUGUGAUUCUAACAUGAAGAGAUGUUUUCCCAACUCGGAAGAGACCUAUUCAAGCUCUAAGAGAAGCAAGGAAGAAGUACUCACUAAUACCACCAAGAUUUCAUCUAAAACUUCACCACACAGAAAAUUACCUGAGUGGUUUGCCAAAGGAAAUGAGACCUUAGCUGAUACCAGCAAGAAAUCAAUGACAAAAACAAAAAAGAAAGGUCUUUUUAGUUAAGAUGACAAUCGCAAGAACAACUUUGUAUAUUUUACUGAAUUGUAAGAGGAGAUCUAUAUUAUUUCUGAAAAGAGUAAGGAAUAAUAUUUUAGCUUAAAAAUUUAUUCUGAUUACAAAGUAAAACAUGCCUCUGUAUUGAAGGACUGGCAUCCUAAAUCAGCCUUCCACAAUUCAGAUAAAGUGUUUAGGUCUUCUGAGGCCUGGAGUUAUCAUGGAAUAGAAUAUUAAAUUAUAUUUCCUUUAAGAUUGCUUUCAGAAACCAUGUUCCUGUUCUGUGUUCUAAUCUCUAUACUUAUAGCAGUUGUAAAUUUGGAAAAUGUAUGGUGUGUUGAUUUGCAUAAUACUCUUAACAAAAUUCUGUCUUAUAAAUGUAAGAAAGCAUAAUCAUUUUUCAAAUUGCCUUUGCUAUCUUUUGCAGAAGCUCUGAUAAGCAUUGUUAGACAGUGUUAGUUGAUCAGACCAGUAAAAGUGAAACAUUUUGGGUUAUGUGUGAGUGUGGAAAAAGAAUGUAAUAAAGAUUCCAAUUGCACUAGACAACUAUACACUUUAUGUUUUCUAUACUGCUUCUCUUGUUUUUCAAAUAAUAAUACCCUUCAUAAUGAAUAUUACAAAGAUGUAUUUUUAAAAUUUCAUUUACUUAAUGACUGAGUGCCUGUAAAAUUUGAGGUGUCAGAAUUUGUUUCACAAACAACUUAAACAUCUAGAACUCAUACUCUGAUACAGAGUAAGGUAAACCAUGGUUAUAUAACUAUAAGAAAAAAAAACCCUAGGAAAUCGAGAUAAGUAAAAAAAUAAAUAAAAAUCAAAACAGUUCAUAGUUCUACUGGUAAUCAGUCAACUCCUUUUGUGUAUCCUGCCAGAACUUCUCAGAUUCACUUGUUUUCUUAGUUUGUUACGUGA
Messenger RNA from Castor canadensis (American beaver), 5142 nucleotides. The record is from RefSeq and is a predicted model, not a curated record. Lineage: Eukaryota; Metazoa; Chordata; Mammalia; Rodentia; Castoridae.